GCGUGCGUGGCUUGUCCCGCCCUGCCAUCCGUAGCAAACACAUACACACACACACACCGCUCAGCUUUUCCUUCGUGUUUUGUGUAUGUGUCUGUGUGCGUGUGUGUGAGCUCAGCUCGCAAUAUUCAUCUGCUGAGGGUACAGAGGGAGGGACGCACAGAAAGCUCGGCUGGCGACACAAACCAAUCAGAGCGACACAUUAGCGAAGACAUCGAUCGGGAUUUAUUUAUCUGACGGAAACCGCCAUCAGUCUGUCAAACAAUAACCUUCAGAAACCCCAGAGAAACAUUAAGCGCCGACGACAUGGCUGAUUUUAGUAUUGAUCAGAACAACCUGCCUGGCGUAAAAGAGGUGUGCCGGGACUUUGCCGUGCUCGAAGACCACUGUCUGGCCCACAACCUUCAGGAACAGGAAAUCGAGAGCCACCUGGCAUCCAACGUCCACAAGAGCCGUCUGGUGCAGCAGGACCUACAGGUGGCCAAACGUCUACAGGAGGAAGAGGACCUGCGGGCCAAAGCCGAGAGCCAGAGACAACACCGCCGCAUGGAACGCAUCGACAAUGAAAUGGCUCAGGAGAUUCAAGAACAACUGGUCCGGCAGGCCGAACAACAGAGGCAGCAAGAGGAGAAAGAUGAGGCCAUCGCCCGCAAGCUGCAGGAGCGGGAGAUGAAAGAGGAGAGAAAACGCCAAAAGCAGAUGGAAACUACUAACUUUGAUGAGUACUACGACGACAAAGCUCCCCGAUUUCCACCGGACCUGCGAGAUGCGAACCCACGCUCCGCUUCUCCAGGUUACAAAAAAGGGAAGAAUCAUGACUAUGAUCAGAUGCUUUCCCCGUACAACUCUCCUGAGCCUGACAGAAAAAGAUAUCCUAAUAGUCGUAGUCGAUAUCCAGAAUAUGAGCCUGCGGAGUUGGGCCGAUCUAGGCAUCCGGAGAGUCCAAGCAAGGGAAGGGUCCUAGAGUACUACUCACCUGAGCGACGACCAAAAGAGAGAAACAAACCUCUCGAUCUCGAUCACACAGAACCACGUAGAAGGAAGAAGCAAGAUCAAUGGGACGACCUGGAGCCAGUGGUGCGGCGUAAGGAGAAGCCUCCAAGGGAUUACUCUGCCGGACGGGACAAGGUCUGGGACAAGGACAGGAUCAGGGAUCGAGAGCGUGAAAGGGAUGGACGGAGACCCAAAGAAAGGUCGAGAGAUCGAAACCGGACAAGAAGUCAAGAUAGACUGUUUAGUGGAGAAGCCAAGCAGGUGGACAGGGACAGGAACUUGGACCGGGAGAUGGACCAAAAUGGGUACAGACAUGGUAGCAGAGACAGGCAAAGAGAACGGGGCAGAGAUGGGAACAGAGGGAGGCACAAAAGCAGGGAUAGAAGCAGAGAGCGAGAACUGGACGAUUACGGUCUCGCCCCAACUAGAGGAUGGUCAGAGGAAAGCCUGGAGUGGGAGGAUCACAAGAACAGGCUGAGGCUCCCGUCAGGUCCUAAUGAGGUUUUUGAGGAGCCGGUUCUCAGAGGUUCCUCAAAUGAGGCCCGGUCCCCUGGUCAUUCUCCCAGAGAGAGAGGUCGGAAGGCACGAGGAGAAUAUGGCAUGAAGGAGGCAACGCACGGACUGGCCAACUUAGACCUACAAGACCAGGAGCUCAUAGACUUGGAGGUGGCACGCAAGCUACAGGAAGAAGAACUUAAGGCGAGUCAAUUUGACAGACGAGCUGCUCAAGUUGCACAAGAUGAGGAAUUAGCACGACGGCUAAUGGAGGAAGAGAAAAGGGAGUACAAGAGAUCGAGAGACAAGGAGAAACAAGUGAUUGAGAGAAGACGACCUGAGGUGGAAUAUAAGCAAAUGCAAGAAGAAGUAGUACGACCCCGAACGCGAGAAGAGCCACACACCAGAGAGGACGAGUACCUAAGAGCACGCAACCACAAACCUGCCAGGCCUCCUCCUCCCACACAGCACUACGAGAACAUAAACCAGACCUACAUGUAUGCGGACAGCCCGUACUCCCCUCGUCCUCCGUCAAGACCAGAGGCGUACAAAGGUGCCCCCUACAGACCGUGACCAUAAGCCACUGCUGUCCAAUCAUGAGUCCGUCUGGCCCUUUAUUUUGCGAAUCAACGGAGUAAGCGAUUCAGAAAUACUUUGAGGCUUUCGGCAGAAGCUACUGACACUUUAUUUUAUUUUUCCCUCUUCGAGUUUCUCAGUUCAUCUCAUCAGAUGAGCCAACGUCGUCUCUUCUUGUCAUGAAGGAGUCUUUUAACCUGGAGCUACGAACUACUGGGCGACAGGGGCGGUUCCUGUUUGCUUCUCAUGUUUUUUGUCUUAUUGUGGAUGACUGGACAGGAAGGGAUCUACUGCACAGCUCUUUCAAAUAUCCCUUUUCUCUCGCCAUCUAUAAUGAAGCUUUGUCUUGAUUCCAUGUUGCAGCUGUUUUCCAUUUUGUCAGUUUUUAUUUAACGGAAAACAUGCUUGAAUUCAUAUACAGCACUGUUUUGUGCUAUAUAUUUAUUGAUUUAUUUUGAGAGGAUAUAUUUUAUUUUAUUCGUAUUUUGAUUGUUUUACCCUUUCCCCGUUCGAUCUGAAGAGACUGUUAGCGUGAACCAGGAGCGAUCUGGUUUCCACAUCUCAAUGUCUUAAGAAACAGGUUCAGUCUUCAAACCAAUCAGAUAUCAAGGUGAGGUUGUCAGUGCUUCUUCAUUUUGCCUUCAUAUCAUUCGUGAGAGACUUUUUACUCACACUGCAGGUUGUUAGGGUGAUGUUUUCCCCUUUCACCUGCAGUGUUCGUAGCGAUUCUCUCAUCUUCUUCGUAGGUGCUAUUGGACCUACUAAUAAUAAUAUGCUCCAGUGUUCAAGUGCAUGCUGGCUGAAUGUGAACUCUAUGGGGUCUAUAUGAAUCUUGUCAAAAUAAUGGCCGCAGACACAUCUCUACUCUUCAUUUUUUUAUUUUUAUAUAUUUUUAUGUUUAUUUAUAAUUCAGUACAAAUGCAGAAUAGGAGUUUUAAGGCAUGUAGUAGCAUUGCUGUUGGCACCGAUAUAAACAGUCUUCGUGCUUGCAUCAUCAUAUGCAAUUCAUGCUAAUAUAUCAGUGUUUGGAUUCGCAGUGCUUUGCAUUUGGUGGCAAACUUACUUUGAGCAGGGACAUAAAAUCUGACCAGCAAACAGAUCAAGGCAGCAAACAAGUGACUAUGGCGUUCAUCUGGCACUUUCUAUGAACAGAGUACAAAAUUGGGCCUCAAACUCUUGGGGGGGUUAUGUAAAAAUGUUAUUUUUGUUUUGUUUUGUUUUGUUUUUUUUUUCCAUCAAAGGGUGAUUGAAAAUCAGUGGAUAACCUUCAAACCUUUUUUUUAGAACAUGUUUAAACAACAUUUAAAAACUGAAUUUGUACAACUUUUAUGUUUUGUUUUCCAGCAAAGUGGAAAAUGUCAAUAAUCCUCAGAAAAGUUAUUUUCCUUGUUUUGUUAUUUUGCUUUGUUUUUUGUUAUUCAUUGCUUUUUGCUUUGCUUUACUUUUUGUUUUGAACUUUCUUCUUUGAACUUGUCUAUCAAAAUUUAAAAACUUCAUUAUUAUUUAUUUAUUUUUAUUUAUUUAUUUUUUUUUGGCGAAGACCCAGUCAAAAUAAGCGGAUAACCUUCAGAAAAGUUUUGUUGUUGUUUCUUGCUUUUUUUAAAUUCAUUGCUUUUCUUUGCCUUUUUUCUUGCUUUGAACUUUUAGAACUUUUCUAAAUCAAAAUUUAAAAACCUAAUUUGUCUUUUUUUUUUUUUUUUUUUUUUUUUUUUUGCUUUUUGUUACUCAUUGCUUUUUUUUGGCUUUGAACUUUCUUCUUUGAACAUGUCUGAAUCAAAAUUUACAAACUUACAUUGUCAGAUUUGUAUUUUGUUUUGUUUUCCAGCAAUGCAUCUGUAAAAAAAAAACAAAACAAAAAAAAAACAAAAAAAAAUUGUUUUCUUUAUUUUUCUUUUCACUUUGCUUUUUUUUAAACAUUGCUUUUCUUUGCUUUUUAUGUAUUUCCUUUUUUGUUUUGUUUUUUGAACUUUUAGAACUUGUCUGAAUUUGUCAACUUAAACUUGUCUGAACUUGUUCAGACUUGUUCAAAUCGGUUUUAUUAUUACUUAUUUAUUUUUCAGUGACCUUCAGAAAAGUUUUUCUCUUUUGUUUGUUUUUCUGCACCUUUUUUUGUUGUUGUUUUUUGGUAUUCAUUGCUUUUUCCUUUUAACUUUCAGAACUAGUCUGAAUCAAAAAUUUAAAACCUACAUUUUCCAGCAUUUAUUUAUUCUGCAACUGUUUAUUUCUUACAUACCACAUAAAAUAAACUGAUCACAAAUUUUACAAAUGUCCAAACUAAAAAUACAAAAACAACAAAAAAACAUUUUUUUUUCCAUUGCAUUUCUUUGCUUUUUAUUUUGUUUUAUUUUUGCAUGGCUCUGCUCUGCUUUUUGUUUAUUUUUUUUGUUUGUGUAUGUUUUUGUUUUAUUUUGCAGUUUAAGCAAAUCUGUCGCCAUAAUGUAGGACUUCAAUGCAACACAAUUUUUUUUGGCAAUUAGGAAGAAAAAAAAAAAAAAAACAUUGCAUGGUUUGCCUAAAUUAAUCUAUACUUCAUUUGGUGCUCACUAGUUUGGGACCAAAUACCAAUUACUUUUUUAGUAAUUAAAAUAGAUUUAACAGUAUUAUGACACUUUUGUGUGAUAUCAUUCUAAAUAAUACGUUUUUAAUACUAGCUAUGUAUAAAACAAAAUUAUCUAGCAUGUCUAAUAGUUUCCUCUAUUAGGGACAUUGGGACAUUUAUUGAACUUAAAAAAAGGCCAAUUUUGUACCCUAUUUAUGGAAAGUGCCAUAUGCACAUCACUCUAUCAGGGCAUUUUUAUUUCCUUACUGAUCAGUCGUCAAUUACAUUCCAUAUUCCUGUCAAAAUGCUUUACAUUCCACUCUGCUUUUGGGAAUGGGAAUAUGAUUGUGCGGGCUACAUGUAGCAUCCUGUACAGAUACAACUAAAGACAGCAGCUACUUUUGUAUCGCAUUAGUGCCUCUAUAAGACCAGUGUUCGUUCGCUAGUGCUGAACGCUCCCAUCCUACGCUCUCGAGAAUGACAAUAUGCUAGUUUGUGUCGGUGCAUUCCAAUGAAAGGCAUGGCCUGAAAUGCGUCCAAUAAACUUUUAGGGGAAAAUAUCUUCUGUUGCCAUGCUGCUACGCUUAAAAGGUGAUUUGAGAACAUUUUCUUGUGGAAUUGUAUUACUGAAUCAGUUUCGAAUCACUGUGUGUGUGUUUUAGUGAUGAAUGUGCAUAUAUAUCUCUCUUUCAGUGCUGUGUCAAUCUAGCGCAUAUCACGGUGCACUGUAGUAUUUGAAAAGAAAAAUGUACGUUACAAUUCUGAUACUAAUUGGCUGGAUGGGUUUUGUGCCAAAUGUCAUUCAACAUUCAGGGAUUUAAAAAAAAAAAGUAUUGCUGUAAAACUGUCAAUAUCUGAUGGUCAUAUGAUCUGGGGGAAAAACAGCUGGUUUACAAAUGAUUUGCUUAAGGCUGUAAUAAACAAACUGAACAUUUAGCACCUGAUAUGCCGUUGUAAAUGUGUGUAUGUGUGUGACAGAGCGACAGACUUGAGCAUUUUUCACUCAACGUACGAAGAUGACGUCCAUGCCAGUUUGUUUUACAAUCAGCUGCUGCUGGAAACGUUUUGUGACCGGCAAAAGUGUUUGUAUCUUGCACAUUCUCAUAGCUUCCACUGGCCAACUGUAAAUACCAAAUAAAUGACUUUUAAAGGG
This is a messenger RNA of Labeo rohita (rohu), 5753 nucleotides long. RefSeq names its product coiled-coil domain containing 50a (gene ccdc50a). Gene Ontology annotation, molecular function: ubiquitin protein ligase binding. Gene Ontology annotation, cellular component: cytoplasm. Lineage: Eukaryota; Metazoa; Chordata; Actinopteri; Cypriniformes; Cyprinidae. The transcript is spliced from 12 exons. The record is from RefSeq and is a predicted model, not a curated record. The coding region runs from base 304 to 2058 and encodes 584 amino acids.